AUGGCAGAAGCGCUCUAUACCAGCAAACGGAUAUUCCUGAACAGUGCAACCCCAGUGACUCCCGGGGAUCCGUGUGAGGUGUUCUCCGGCGGCCUGCUUAUCUCGACUAUCGAUGGACGCGUAACGCGCGUGCUCGACUCCUGGGGAGCGGUUGAAGCGUACUUACUAGAGAGCAAGCGGCAGGAGUUGGAAACAGGCACACGUUUAGAGCGUUAUGAUUUCGGCGAUCUGUUGAUGAUGCCGGGACUCGUCGAUACGCAUGUGCACAUCAAUGAGCCGGGACGAACGGAGUGGGAGGGCUUCCGGACAGCGACCAAGGCGGCGGCGGCCGGUGGCUUUACUACCGUCGCCGAUAUGCCGCUCAACUCCAUCCCUCCGACGACGACCGUUGCAAACCUGCGCACUAAGCUAGCAGCCGCUCGCGGCCAGCUAUACGUCGACGUGGCCUUUUGGGGCGGGAUCGUUCCGACCAAUGUGGACGACGACGGUGGCAAGGCAAGCGAGCUGCACCAGCUCGUAGCCGCUGGAGUGAUCGGCUUCAAAUGUUUUCUUUGCCCGAGCGGUGUCGACGAGUUCCCGCACGUUAGCGAGGAGCAGGUGCACCGAGCCGCCCAGUUGCUUGAGGGUACCGGAGCGGUGCUGGCGCUCUCUCUCUCUCUCUCUCUCUCUCUCUCUCUCUCUCUCUCUCUCUUGUUCUUUUAUUUUUUUCUUUCUCUCUAUUUCGAAGGACAGUGCCAUGCGGAAAUGGAGUGUACAGAGCGACAAAUACCGGCAGCGGAAACCCGGUCACCUAGUGGUGAACCGGAAACACGGUCAUCGAGGCAAAUAGACGACCCCGCCAACUACCAUACAUUCCUGGCAACGCGGCCGGAACUGAUGGAGCAGCAGGCGAUCGAGUUGGUAGGGCAAGUGGCACAGGAUUACAAGAUUCGGGCCCAUAUCGUGCACCUGUCGGCAGCCAGUGCAUUACCAGUGAUACGCAGAGCUCGUGCCAACGGGGCCAAUCUGACUGUGGAAACGUGCCAUCACUAUCUGGCGCUGUCGGCCGAGGACGUACCCGAUUCGGGAACCGAGUACAAGUGUUGCCCGCCAAUUCGGGACAGCAGCAAUCAGCAGCGGCUGUGGCGGGCGGUUUGCGACCGCGACAUCAAUCUAAUCGUGUCAGAUCAUUCUCCCAGCCCGCCUACUCUUAAGCUGCAGCUGGCCGAGGACGACCAGCGGCGAGGCAACUUCCUGGAGGCCUGGGGUGGCAUCGCAUCGGUGCAGUUCGGUUUGCCCCUCUUCUGGACGCACUGCCACCGGUACGGGUUAGGGUUGGCCGAUAUGGUCCGACUGCUUGGCAUGGAGCCAGCUUACCUGUGCGGCAUGAGCCUGCGCAAAGGCCGCCUCGAUCCCGGCUACGACGGCGAUCUGUGCGUCUGGGACCCAGACGGUCUGUUUACUGUGACCGAGGAGUUGAUCGAGUUCCAGCACAAACGGACCACACCGUACCUCAACCGGGAGCUGCGCGGUAUCGUGCAUGCUACCUUCCUCCGCGGCACACCAGUUUAUCGGCGCGAUGCGGAUCCGGACCGACGCUUUGCCGGUCCUCCGCUGGGUAAUAUUCUGCUACGCGAUCCGGCCGAAACACAGCAGCAGCAGCAGCAGACCUGCGGCGAUCGGAUGAAUAAGGGCAGCCGUGCAGGAUUACCGCCCUCCCUGUAUCCAGGGCCUCGUGGGUGAGCAGAGAGAAGAGGGCAAAGACCUGUAGUAGGUC
Molecule: messenger RNA, 1756 nt
Organism: Anopheles darlingi
Lineage: Eukaryota; Metazoa; Arthropoda; Insecta; Diptera; Culicidae
Product: allantoinase-like
Exons: 3
Coding region: 1-1722 (573 amino acids)
Biological process (GO): purine nucleobase catabolic process
Cellular component (GO): cytoplasm
Molecular function (GO): allantoinase activity
Source: RefSeq, a predicted model, not a curated record